Messenger RNA from Zychaea mexicana, 730 nucleotides. Its product is annotated as 50S ribosomal protein L11. Gene Ontology annotation, molecular function: large ribosomal subunit rRNA binding; structural constituent of ribosome. Gene Ontology annotation, cellular component: ribosome; mitochondrial large ribosomal subunit. NCBI's taxonomy places the organism in Eukaryota, Fungi, Mucoromycota, Mucoromycetes, Mucorales, Lichtheimiaceae. Gene Ontology annotation, biological process: translation. The coding region runs from base 108 to 551 and encodes 147 amino acids. The transcript has a single exon. The record is from RefSeq and is a predicted model, not a curated record.
AAUGAGAGUUUUCAUUCUCAGCAGUCACCCUGCCGCUAUUACAGGGCGGGCAACAGAGAAAAAAAACUUUGUGCUCCACCUUGAAACACACUACACAACACGAUACAAUGUCAAAAAAACCACAAGCAGCUGAAGCACUCGUUCGCAUUCUGGUAUCUGCUGGAAAAGCAUCGCCUUCACCCCCCGUCGGUCCUGCUCUUGGUGCACGAGGUGUCAAGUCCAUGGACUUUUGUAAACAAUUCAACGACAAGACCAAGCACAUCGUACCCGAAACACCCAUUCCCACCGUCAUUACGAUUAAACCCGACCGCACGUUUACGUUUGUCACAAAAACGCCACCAACGACAUUUUUGUUGAAACGGGCUGCUGGCAUUCACAAGGGAGCGCAGAAACCCGGCUCGGAAACUGUGGCCAAAUUGUCGUUGAAGCACGUUUACGAAAUUGCGAAAAUCAAGCAGACGGACGCUAACCUCAAGCACUUGUCGUUGGAAAGUAUCUGCGGUAGUGUGAUUGGUGUGGCAAAGAGCGUUGGUAUUCAAAUCGUUCACUAGAUAAAAAGAUCACAUAACUCCCUACUUGGCAUCAUCAUCAUCCCUAUCCAACUUUCUCUCUUCUUAUUAUUACACACAUACACGUACACCCACACUCCUCUUUGUAGAUAUAAACCAUAACACCAUUUUGACAUUUAUAAUAAAAAGUUUACAACGACGCGUAGAUCUUGCAGAAGCAA